Messenger RNA from Scaptodrosophila lebanonensis, 1375 nucleotides. RefSeq lists its product as uncharacterized. The record is from RefSeq and is a predicted model, not a curated record. The transcript has 4 exons. Bases 32 to 1228 code for a protein of 398 amino acids. NCBI's taxonomy places the organism in Eukaryota, Metazoa, Arthropoda, Insecta, Diptera, Drosophilidae.
UAUAAAAUUAAAUAAAAUAAAGUUAUAAAAAAUGUGGUGUAACAAUGGUAUACAUCCAGAAUUGAGCGAGCCACCAAAUAUAGAUGCUGCCGAAUCCCAGUUAAAUCACGUUAUUGGCGACGAAAGCGGAGAUGGGCCACCACCCCAGUGCGUGCAGCGCAAGACUUCUGGCCUGUUGGCAUGCGUAACACCACGUCUGCUAAGUGCUAAUAGCUUUGGAGGUCCUGCUCGCAGGAGCAUUGCACAACGACGUCCUGGACUAUCUCGCGCAACAGAAGAUAUUUGGCACUCCUCUCCAAACGUGCAGCUAAAUGAGAUUCCAAGCACGAGCUCUGCAGCUUUUCCAACUCCAUUACCCUACAACGAGCAGCUGAACCCAGGUCGAAACGUAUUGGCCGAUUCUACCAUGUGCAGUCAGUUAGCCCAAGCUAAUGGAAUACCAUCGGUUGCCGCAGAGAUCCAUCGGGCAUUUAAUAAUGCCCAACAGCUGCUGGCGGAACUAGAGAACCGUCAGCUGCCGUUCUAUAGCGGUGGGUUGUCCAGUCAAUCAAAUACUGGACAUGGAUUGUCCCUGUCUAGGGUGAACUUAGUCUCUCGGCUGGAACACCAAAUGCACUCCAUAUUGUUGGACACCACACACAUACUAAGCGACGCUGCCACCAGUCGACGACUUCACCCAAUUGGUCAGUCGACAAUGUCUCUCUCACAAAAUUAUUCCAGCUUCUAUUUACCACUUUAUUUGAGGGAUCUAGGUAGUUCAACUGUUCAAAAUGUAAGUUCGAUGGGUUAUUCGCCGUCCCACAAUCCAAACUCACGAAAUCUGGCUCAUUAUGGCUAUGAUCCGGCCAGGCCUCCCAACCCAAUAAGCAAUGACUUCAAUAGCGAUUGGACAAGCGAUUAUGUGAACCAUCGCUUGGUUCCCCCAUCGCCCACCGAGGAAUCUAAUUACUAUCCAGCUGGUGGUGGCAUAAGCAAUUACCCUUCCGAGGCGCCCAUCUUGGGGUCACAUUAUUAUGAGCGCCCUGAGGAGCUCUCGAUGGAAACUGUACCGAGUACUGGUCCGAAUGGACCACAGCAGAAUCCUCCACCGAUAGAGGAGGCUGAACAACCACCCCUACCCUUUCAGUACUAUUGGAACAAUGUUGCUCCAGGCGCUAAUUUGGAAAAUGUAUCACAAAACGACAAUAUCGGCAACAUCGACAACAAUAACAACUUUGUAACCCAAUAAUACAAGUAUUCGAAAGUAACAUAAACAUGUAUUUUUGAAUUGGUUUUCAAAUGUAAAUUAUGCUCGUAAUGUCCCGGAAAAGCAACUUAAAUUAUUUGUGAAAACACACACUCACAUAAAAACUGAAAAAAAAAAAAGAAAAACUCA